CACUUCAGCUUUAUAUUCCUCUAUCUGCGGGCUGUCACGUGGGCUUUAACGGUUACCAGGACAGCCUCGCUCGCGCACCUUGACAUGAAGAGUCAUAUUUGCAAAUUCAGAGUUAGCCACAGUGUGAACCGGCUUAGUUAGGACUAUUUUGAAUAUUUUACGCAUGCUUUGAGACAGAGAACCUGUGGAUUUGUAUCCUUACACGUGUCCAGAAGUGCGUUAUUGGCUAUUUGACCAACACUCACAAGUAGUGUGACAGUGAGCUAACCUGCGACACGCUGGAAGCUGCUAACCCGAGGAUGGAGAUACGGAGAAGCCUGUGUGAGGCUUUACGGCUCUGCUGCCGUAUCACAGGCUGCGGUGAACACGUCUAAAACAUCCAAGUAGACGCGCCUCUGUCCCGUGAAGCAUGUCAACACAGAGGUAGACACAAUGUGGAGCAAGUCUCACCUGAUUUAGCGGAGCUCGGCGGUGAGUGUGUGAGCACCGUGGCUCCUUUAUUUAGUCAUUUGUUGAACGCUGGACGGCACCCAUCCACCCAGACACCACCACACAAGGGAUGUGGGCACCCCAGAAACAGAAAACAGGGCUCUUUGAUAUCCUCUCACUGCCGCUGGUCGUGGCGGUGAUGUGCUGUGCCCAGAGCGUCAACGAACCGGGGAACAUGUCUUACGUCAAAGAGACUGUGGAUAAACUGUUGAAAGGAUAUGAUAUUCGUCUUCGGCCAGACUUUGGAGGUGCACCGGUUGCUGUUGGCAUGAGUAUAGACGUGGCAAGCAUAGACAUGGUGUCAGAAGUCAACAUGGACUACACAUUGACGAUGUACUUCCAGCAGUAUUGGAGAGAUAAGAGACUUGCCUAUGCAGGGAUCCCUCUCAACCUGACACUGGACAACAGAGUAGCAGACCAGCUCUGGGUCCCAGACACCUACUUCCUCAAUGAUAAGAAGUCCUUUGUUCACGGUGUCACAGUUAAGAACCGUAUGAUUCGACUACACCCCGACGGCACUGUUCUCUACGGCCUCAGAAUCACAACGACUGCAGCCUGCAUGAUGGAUCUGAGGAGGUACCCGCUGGACGAGCAGAACUGCACUCUGGAAAUUGAGAGUUACGGUUACACGACAGAUGAUAUAGAGUUCUACUGGAAAGGAGGAGACACUGCUGUGACCGGGGUGACUCGCAUCGAGCUCCCUCAGUUCUCCAUAGUCGACUACAAACUGGUUUCCAGGAACGUGGUCUUUUCCACAGGUGCCUACCCUCGACUGUCUCUGAGCUUCAAGCUGAAGCGAAACAUCGGAUACUUCAUCCUGCAGACGUACAUGCCCUCCAUCCUCAUCACCAUCCUAUCCUGGGUGUCGUUCUGGAUAAAUUAUGAUGCCUCGGCUGCCAGAGUUGCAUUAGGGAUCACCACUGUCCUGACCAUGACGACCAUCAACACCCAUUUAAGAGAGACGCUACCCAAGAUCCCCUAUGUCAAAGCUAUAGACAUGUACCUGAUGGGCUGCUUCGUGUUCGUCUUCCUGGCUCUGCUGGAAUAUGCCUUCGUCAACUACAUCUUCUUUGGAAGAGGCCCUCAGAUGCAGAAGAAACUGGCUGAGAAGGCACAGAAAGCAAAUAAUGACCGGGAUAAAUUUGAUGGACCCAAGUCCCUUCUGGAAGGAGGCAAUUGCAAGUCUUCGUCUGUUAAACAGUCCAAUCAGGUAGAAGGGCGUCGCCACUCACAGCGGGUCGACUCCCAGGGGAACAUUUUGCUGACAACCUUGGAGAUCCACAACGAGGUGGGAGGGAAUGAGAUCACAACCACCGUGAGCGAGACCCACAACUCCUCCUCCAUGGUGUUCGACAACUCGGGGGUCCAGUACAGGAAGCCGAGCGGGGUGCGCGAGUCCGGCCAACACAGUCUGGACAGGAACAUGCAUCUAAAGAAAACCCGUCUGCGGAGGCGAUCCUCGCAGCUCAAAAUCAAAAUCCCAGACCUCACCGAUGUGAACGCCAUCGACAGAUGGUCACGGAUAAUAUUCCCCUUCAGCUUCUCCCUCUUCAACAUCAUCUACUGGCUUUACUACGUCAAUUAAUGAUGUUUUUUUAAACCCAUUUCUGUCUCUGUGUCAUUUCUGACUUCUUUAUGUGAAGAACAUAAUAUGGUAAACCCUAUGAACUUUUUUUUAUUAUAGAGAGUGCAGACUUUGAUGACAGAACUGUCACUCAGACAGUGUCUGUCUGUAAAUGCACAAGAACUCAAAGACUUUCAUGAGGUUUUCUCUGCUUUGACCCCUUUGAAGAGCCGGGACAUUGAUCACGAGUUGAGGCACAGACUUUUUGCAGUGCUGUGUAUCAAAAUGAGUAUUUAAACUGCUUUAGGACAGUUACUACAACUGUACCUGUGAUUUCAGUUUAAGAUGUGGUCGCUGUAAUACAACUUAUUGCUAAUGACACGAUUCAUACUGUUACAGUUGUCUGUUGAUCUGCACAUGGACUUAUAUGACCAUGUUAACACAGACCAGAGUUCAUGAUCUGGAAAUGAUCAAAUGCAAUGAAACCAGACCUAAAAGCACAAUGAGUAAGAUUUUCCUAUUUUCCUAUGAAUGAUAUCUAGGGUCUGCACGGUAGUGUAGCACUCUUCCCUCACAACAAGAGGGUCGCCGGUUUGACUCUGGCCUGCGGCUCUUCUGUGUGGAGUUUGCAUGUCCAAAAAUGUCCAAAACAUGUCCAUCCCACACUCCAAAAAAAUGCAACUAGGUUUAAUUGGUGAGUUUAAAUUGCCCGUAGGAGUGAUUGUGUCUGCCCGGCGAUAGUCUGGCGACUUGUCCAGGGUGUACCUCGCCUCUUGCCCAAUGUCAGCUGGGAUUGGCUCCAGCCCCCCACGUAUAUUGAAUGAAUGAAAAAGAAUGAUAUCUAUCAUAAUAUUGCAUGUUUUCCUGUCAUUCAAUAAUAGUCAAAAACCUACUUUUGUAUACUCCAUACUACACAUUCGCUCCAGGGUGUGAAGAUUGCUAAACUUGUUGGCUAAUUAGGUUUUUUUGGGCCGGCAUUGGGAAUCUACAAUAGACAAAUCCUACUCAUUGUACCUUUAAAGAAAUUGUUCAAUC
This is a messenger RNA of Centropristis striata (black sea bass), 3088 nucleotides long. RefSeq names its product gamma-aminobutyric acid type A receptor subunit beta3 (gene gabrb3). Gene Ontology annotation, cellular component: membrane; neuron projection; GABA-A receptor complex. The transcript has 10 exons. The record is from RefSeq and is a predicted model, not a curated record. Gene Ontology annotation, molecular function: GABA-A receptor activity; neurotransmitter receptor activity; extracellular ligand-gated monoatomic ion channel activity. The coding region runs from base 560 to 2074 and encodes 504 amino acids. Lineage: Eukaryota; Metazoa; Chordata; Actinopteri; Perciformes; Serranidae. Gene Ontology annotation, biological process: signal transduction; chemical synaptic transmission; nervous system process.